Molecule: messenger RNA, 4021 nt
Organism: Drosophila biarmipes
Lineage: Eukaryota; Metazoa; Arthropoda; Insecta; Diptera; Drosophilidae
Exons: 5
Coding region: 747-2783 (678 amino acids)
Cellular component (GO): cytoplasmic vesicle membrane
Source: RefSeq, a predicted model, not a curated record
UGUUCUCUAUAUGCCUUGCAUUUUCGGGUUAACAACAAUUACAGCGGUUAUAUUAGCACGUUUUUCCCACCUGCCAGUGUUUGCAUACUCGUUAUAAAAAUGUAAAUGUGAAAAUGUUGGAAGAAGAGAGUGGCGUCACACGAAAAGAAAAUUUUCUUUGGCGUCGCCGAGGUGUUUGUGUAUGUGCGAGAGUGCUGGUGUGUGUGUGUGUGUGCUGGUGCUCUCUCGUGUGUUGGUGUGCACUUGGUGUGCAGUAAAAUAUAAAUAAUACACCUAUAAGUUAGCAACAAAUUCGCUCUUCCUCCUUUCCGCAGCAGCAGGAGCAGCAACAACAACAAACGCAACGCACAAAAGCAUGCUACGCUAAAUUGCAUUUGGCGUCUGUCAAGGACAAAACAAAACGCUGUUUGUGUGAGUGAAGCCGCAACAACAAUAACAAUAGCAACAACAGCAUGUGGCACAAAUAGCGGAACUGCAAAGUAUCAACAGCAAAGCAAGGAGGCAACAGAAAAAUAGAUAGGAGAACAAAACAAAGGGAAGGAACAAAUCACACACACACGAGGGUAAAAACUAAAGAGAGAAAAAAAAAACAAACGGAGGCUGCAAAAAUAAGAAAAAAAUAAGCAGAAAAAAGGGAGAGGCAAACACACACGCAUACCCCCGCCCCCUCCACAUCCGCCUUCCAGGACAUUUGGCGCCAGCUUGGGCAGCGACUGCGACGUCAGCCGAGGCAGCGGCAGAGAACCAUGGGUCUCCGUCCCUCUCACUCCCACAAGACCGCGCUGCAGUGGCUCCUGCCCUCCCUGUCGCUCCUCCUGACAGUGCUGCCAGCAAACGUCUCGGCUAGAUUUUGCGAAGGCUGCAGUCAGGGAUGUUGCACCCAGGGCUGCUGCCCACCGUACCAGGGCGGGCCACGCCCCCUGCCGCCCUCCUCGGACUCGCACGUUCUCAACCUGUUCUUCGCCACCCACUGGUUCUUCUGGUGCGUGGUAGUGGCCAUUAUCCUGGCCAUCCUGUGUGCCUACUCCCUGUGGAAGAAGCGAAGGACCCUGUGUGGCUGGGGAUUCAAUGAGCACCACACCCAAUCCGAGGGGGAUUCCGCCGGCUCCUGCUAUGCUCCUCCGCAGUACAGCCGCUGCAACUCCUUCCACCAUCCGCCGCCGCCCUACACGGAGGUCACCUCGAAGCCGGAUCUGUAUCCGCUCGUCUUCACCUGCAACAGCGACUCGGGCAAUGGCAAGGGCAACGGCAGCUCCAGCUACCUGAUGGUCCAGUACUUCCGGAACUACAUUGUCCGGCCGGCGGCGGGGGGAUCCCUGAGUGCGGCCAGCACCGUCGACUCCCUGAGCUCCAGCUUCAUCUGCAAUGCGAACGAGGCCAACACCCUGGUGCCGCCACCAUACUCGCGGGCAGCCAGUCCGGAGCUGGGGCUGCAUCACUAUGUGGCCCACGCGCAUGCCCAUGGUCAUGGCCAUGGACUGGGCAAUAGCCACCUGAGGUCCAUGGAGCCGGCGGCGCCGCACCAGGUGCCCAGUGCUCCGCUGGCCUCCGUGCACUAUGCCAUGCCCAGAUCGGCCUCCCAGCUGGUGGAGCCGGACGCCUAUCAGCCGCGACUGAUGCCCGCCCAGGCACAGCACUAUGCCACCGUGGCGCUGGGCAGUGCUCCCGGCGGAGGAGCCCUCUACAGCACCCGGCUGCACGCCUCCCACGAGGAGGGGGUGGGAGUGGGCGUGGGCGUAGGUGUGGGCUACCUCCAGUCGCAGAGUGACCAGCACUUCCGCUACCUGGCGAACAGCAGCAGCAGCCUGAGCGACAUCUUUGUGAACAACAGCUGUGUGGCAGGAAUGCUGCCGGAGAGUGGAGGCGCAGGCGGUGCCUCCCAGGGCGCGGAGAGCGGAGCGGCCACGCAGGCGGCCUCCCUGAACAGCCUGGCCAUGGGCGGCUUGGGGGGAUCGGUGACUGGUGGAACCGGGGCCUCCGGAGGAUCUGGCACACCAGUGAUAUACAGCAAUGGCUGCAUCCAGCCCAAUCCGCUGCACAGCCUGGAGAACUGCUGCCAGCCGUCGGCGCAGGUGUCGGGCGUGAGUAGUCUGGCCAACAUUGGGACACCGGGAUCGCCGCCCCUGGCCACCAGUCCGACGGGCGAGGUGCGCGAGAUUCUCGACCAGAUCCGGCAGCUCCAGGCGGGCGUUAGCUACGAGCAGCUCCUGCUCAGCGGAACGGGCGCCAAGCCGCGGCUGCAGCACACGCUAUCGACGCCCUCGAACAGCCAGCAGGUGCUGCAGCCCAUCCUGACCACAUCCGCAUCCGUUUCCGGCGGCAGCAGUGGGCGGAGUAAAAAGUUCUUCACCUCCGGCAGUAAAACGCAGCCGAACAAGGCUCUGUACAUACCAAUGGCGGCCAUCGGGGGAUCCGGUUCGGGCUCGGGCUCGGGAUCGGGAGCACAGCGCUGUGUGCUCAAGAGUCCGGUGAGCAGUGUGGUCAGCGGAGCCAGCUUCUUUGUGAACCGGGGACGAACGGCGCGCAAGGGCUGGAUCACCCGGUCGGCGCCCACGACUCCGGGCAGCGCCCUGCCCCCCAAUCGCCUGGGCGACGACAGCCCUCUGCUGCUCAACGAGCACGAUGAGGAUGCCAUCGACGACGACGACGAGGAGGAGGAGGAGGAGCCGCAGCGGGAUCAGCUGGACAGCGACAACGAAACGGAGGCCGAGGCCAGGAAUCAUCAUCGCCAGCAUCGCCAUCACCGCGGCCACCGCAGCCACCGCCACGGACAGCUUGAAUAAUAGUGGGCGUGGUCGUCGGAGUCGCCAGUGUCAUUUAGUAGUUCUUGUUGUAGCUCAAGGUUCUCCUUUAGGAAUAAGCUUUUAAACGAACGUGGAGAAGUGUUUGGGAGCCGGCAGCUCGCUUCUUAGUCUGAGGAACCCGGAAAAGAUAGCUUGGUUAAGGCCAAGUUCCGUUUGUAGCAUUAAAAGGUUCUCAUUUUCCGGAAUUCGAUAUAUUAUAGUUCAUUUUUUUGGAAUAAAACCAUUAUUUGUGAGUUUUUUAAACAUUCCACAAGCAAUUUAUGUUUGAUUAGGCGAAGUAUCCGAGAGAUCUUUAAAAAUUGUAUUUGCAUUUGUAUACCAACACUAUAUUUUCUGAGUAAUCUAAUUGGGGAUCAGAAUUUAAUUUAAAAAAUCAGCCUAAAUUCCAACUAAAUUCCUAAUUUUUCCUACAUUUUAAGCAGUUUUAUUUGCAUCGCGAAGGGCUGGGCAGUCAGUUAGAUGUAAGAGUACAUAGAAUAGGCUAACAAGUUUUGUGAAAUUUUAAACUGAAAGAAAGACGUUAACGAAAGAUGUUAAGCCUUGAUUAACGUUCUCCAAGAGUUCUGACAAUAGUUCAAUAAAACUAACCAUUAUUUCAUCAAUCAGUAUUAUCAACAAAGCCUACCAGAAGUAUAUGAUUAUUUACACACCAACAUUGAAAUAUACCUACUAUAAAACUGAUUUCUAUUUCGAAUUUGCAAAUGUCUGUUUGUUGAGCUUCCGUGGAUAGAUAAACAAUUUAGAUAAACCCAAAAAUAGCCGUCAUUAGGUUCAGAUAGUCUAGCGAUUGCGAAAAGUAUUUAAAUUAAACGUUCAAAAUGUGUAAAAGCUGGGAAGGUUUCAGGACAUUUCAAAACACUGCUUUUCGACUCUUAGUAACAACGAUUUUUGAAAAAUACCCUACAACUUCAAAUAUAAUAACAUGGCUUUCAUUUAAAGUUUGAAAGAGCUUGGGAACUUUUAAAAGCGAAAAAAUUGCACAAAAGAUUUAAAUCGAUUUAGGGUAUGUGGUAUUAAAUUAAAAUAAAGAGCGCAAGAAAACCAAAAAAGAGCAGAUAAAUUAAAAAGAAAAGAGAGAAAAGAGUCGCCUAGAUGGAGUUUUUGUAAGUAACUAGAAGAUAGGAAUUUGUUCACAGAUACAGAUACAGAUACAGAUACAGAUACAGAUACAGAUACAGAUACAGAUACAGAUACAGAUACAGAUACAGAUACAGAUA